Messenger RNA from Candidula unifasciata, 1902 nucleotides. NCBI's taxonomy places the organism in Eukaryota, Metazoa, Mollusca, Gastropoda, Stylommatophora, Geomitridae. The record is from the annotation of a GenBank genome assembly.
AUGACUAAGGAAAACGAGAACAUCGAUGAUACUCCUAAAACAAUAAGAGCAACAACAGAUGGCACCGCGAACAAGAACGAAAACAACAACAUAAGAGCUACUCAAAACGGAGCCGCCUUGGUAGAGGACAUCACCAUCAAAGAAAAGGUUGCUCAUCCAGGGGCCCCACCUGAUGGGGGCUGGGGCUGGGUGGUCGUUGCUUCGUCCUUCACCAUCAGCCUGCUGGUGGACGGAGUUUGCUUCUCCUUUGGCAUCUUCUUUGACGAGUUUCGGGAGGAGUUUGGGACGAGUAAAGGCACGACUUCAUGGAUAGGAUCAGUUCUCAAUGGAUCCUACCUCAUCUUCGGCCCAAUCUUCAGCGCCCUGGUCAACAUGUACGGAUGUAGGAACGUGGCCCUUGGAGGUGCUGUCCUAGCUUCUGUGGCGUUCUUCUUGAGCACUUUCUCACCCAACAUCGGCGUGCUCAUUUUUACCUACGGAUUUCUCGGAGGUCUGGGAUUCGGUUUGAUGUAUCUGCCAGCUAUUGUCAUGGUGGGCUACUACUUCGAGCGAAGACGAGCCCUAGCCACAGGUAUCGCUUGCUGCGGGUCGGGGAUUGGAGCCUUCCUGUUCGCUCCAUUCACCGAGUACUUGCUGCAUGAGUACGGCUGGCGCGGAGCCACGUGGAUCAUCUCAGCGUUGCUAUGCCAUAGUUUUGCCAGCGCCAUAUUUUUUCGACCCCUGACCCCUGCAGCGCCUGAAGCGUCCAUGCUAGAGAUGGGCGAGAGACACGAGGAAGCCGUCAGACUGAUCGAUGAUGACAUUAUUGAUAUGACAGAUGUCAGGAGAUCGCCUAAGGAGAACAUCCCCGAGCCGAAAAGUUCCCUCAUCAGUGAGAAGCUAAAGUCUGAGAUCUACCAGCGCCUCACCACUAUGCCAAUUGAAGACUCCAGUGCAGGUCAGCAGUACACUCCAAGCGACACAGCUCGUUUGGCAUUCAGUCAGGACUUCUCACGUUAUCAUCGAUUCAAAGAAGGGCAUCCGGGUGAGCCUACUCACAGACCAAGUGUGCCGCCUCUGCAAAGGCAGGAUAUCUUCUACAGCGGAAGCAUCUGGCACCUGAAAGAGUUCAGGGAAAAGACCGGAGCUGUGGGUUCUCAGAAAAAUCUGGCUACAAGCUCUGACAAGAAAGGAUUUGUACAAUCGUUUGUCAGUGUGUUCGACAUCUCGCUGCUGAAAAGUCCAACUUUUCUCAUUUAUGGAGCCUCUUGCUUCUUGUGUAUGUUCGGUUUCUUUGUGCCCUUUAUCUACAUUCCGACGCACGCCAUUGAUCUGGGACUAGACUCCACUAGUGCCGCCUUCCUCAUCUCCAUCAUUGGUAUCACAAACACCGUGGGUAGAGUGGCGGUAGGCUUUGUGUCUGACCAGACAUGGGCAGACUGUUUGUUGAUCAACAACGUGGCGCUGAUCUGUGGAGGGGUGGCCACUUUAUUUGUCCCCUACUACACCUACUACUACCUGCUGGCGAUUUACGCGGCUAUCUUUGGUAGCGCCAUAGCUGUAUUUGUGUCGCUGCGAUCAAUCAUCAUGGUCGAGCUGAUGGGGCUGGAGAAACUGACCACAGCGUUCGGGUUCGUUAUCAUGUGCCAAGGAAUGUCCUCUUUGCUGGGACCACCUGUUGCUGGGGCCAUCUCUGACUACACUGGAAACUACAACGCGGCAUUCUACCUGGCCGGAGUGUCCCUCACCUUGAGUGGCCUUAUAUGUCUCCCUCUACGCCGUAUUGCCAGUUGGGAAACAGGGAAACAAAAAUUGGCAGCUUCUAGAGAACGGUCAAAGAAUAACAGGCCUUUAGAGGCCAAAAAAGAAUAUGAACUGCUAGACGUCAACUCCUUUAAAGACACAACCAAGGUCGGGGUGUGA